AUGGCUUCCACCUUUAAGACGGAAAUGAUGAAAUCUACGGGGAUUUGGAGUUCUUAUAUCGUUGGACUUAAAGUAGAAGAACUGAGAUGCCGCACUGCAGUCGAAGAAGGAGAGGGACACAAGGUGACGCCGUCCGGGACGAGCUUGCUGCCACCAAGAAGGAGACGAGUUAGAGCUUUGGGUCAUGUCGAUCUAAUUCAAGAGCAUGAUUGGGUCGUUGACAUUGUCGAGGAGGAGUGGAGGCGUGACGUUGAAGCAGGAGUCCGGUCCUUGAAAAACGCGGAAGCAGUGAAAUUCCGCAUGAACAUCACAGAUCUCAACGCCAGCAUUAAAUGUAGCCAGUGCCAGCCACGUGCGCCUUGCAUCCGCUGUUUUUUGCACUUUUAUGGCCGAGUAUGUCUCAACCAGUGGUUCUACACUGUAUCGAAGGUCUGGUACGUGGGAGUAUCAGUGUGCCAGCUCGAUAGUUCCAGCGAGUUCACUAUAUUCGGUGUGCUUAUAGUGUUCAUAUCGAGGCACAUUACAGCUUCUUCAACUACUGUAUCGCCUGGAGUUCUAAUAAUGUUCUUCAAGGCGCACACUCUGCGGGGAAUUAAAUGACUCUUUCAAAUUUAUCUCAUCCAUGCUCCAGCACUGAACCUUUGGUUUGAUUUAGCCGCCAGUGUAAAUUUUUUAUGGGGUUGAACCUCCCCUUUCAGCGCUAACUGCCAGAAGAAUAUAAAUUCAAGGCCGCUGAAUUCCAAAAGCCUCAGAUACAAGCGCCUCCUUUGCACGCUCCUAAC
This is a messenger RNA of Suillus bovinus, 782 nucleotides long. RefSeq lists its product as uncharacterized. Lineage: Eukaryota; Fungi; Basidiomycota; Agaricomycetes; Boletales; Suillaceae. Bases 1 to 600 code for a protein of 199 amino acids. The record is from RefSeq and is a predicted model, not a curated record. The transcript is spliced from 4 exons.